Messenger RNA from Cotesia congregata, 393 nucleotides. The record is from the annotation of a GenBank genome assembly. Lineage: Eukaryota; Metazoa; Arthropoda; Insecta; Hymenoptera; Braconidae.
AUGAACGGAAACAAAGGAGGAAAGGAAGGAGGAAACUGGACCUUCAACAGAGGAGAGACAAACUCAGUUAUUGACUACGUAGUAACCAACGUUGAGUCUUGGGGAAAAGUGGAAAAAUUUGAGGUAGGAUUGAGACUGGAGUCGGAUCACCAACCAAUUACAACAGUGAUAAGGAGAAAAGAAGGAGAUUUGAGAAGGAUUGAAGAAGCUGAAAGGAUACAGCACAGAUGGACGCAGUGUUGGGGAGAAAAAAAAAGAAAGAUAUUUGAAGAAAGAGAGGAAAAGUUAAACUGGCUGGAAAAGAUGGGGGAGGAGAAAUGGAUAGAGUUAAAAAAAGGAGUAAAAGAAUGCAUGGUGAUUAAGAAAAGAGAGCCUAAAGAAAAAGGAAAAUAA